GUGAUUGGAUUGUUGGAGCCGCCAUGUUUGUUUUGGAAUGUUAAGCUUCCAUGUGUUAACCGACACUGUCUGUGCUAAAAUGUAACAUACAUUGAUAGUUGUGACAGACAAUAGCUGUAACAACAUCGAAAUGGAACGGGAGUUGACAAUUUCCCCGGAUUUUGACGAAAAUAUACAAUCCGAUGGUGUAGAUUCGGAGGAUUCGGCAAAUUCAACAUCGAGUGAGCUCGGCAGGAUCGGUGCAGGGUCUCGAGCGUCGGGUGCAGGCACGCCGACAGAAAGAGGUCUUGCAAAAACAAAAAGGGAGGAAGAUAUUAUACUAAAAACAAUUGAAGCAACUAAGGCUUUGGGGUCAAAUACGCUGGAUUUAUGUCAUAAAGGAUUACUGCAAAUUCCACAUGAAAUUUGGGAACUCUCUAAUUUGGAGUACUUGUAUCUGGAAGGAAAUCAGCUAUCAGCUUUACCUGAUGAUUUUUUUGACAAAUUGCCAAAUCUUGUGUGGUUGGAUGUUCGACGUAACAAUCUCCUUCGUCUGCCUAGUGUCUACACAGGACGCCAUCAACAUCUACGCUCUCUCCUGCUGGAAAGCAAUCGACUCCGAAGCUUACCCUUAGAGUUGGGUCUAAUAAAAAGUUUGAAUGGCUUAAAUAUCAGUAACAACCCUAUUGAGUUCCCUCCGAAGGAAGUAAUGGAGAAGGGAACAACGGCUAUUCUCCAUUUUCUACGGGAGAUGCUGCAUGCUAAGUCAACAGGAAAGAUGACAAAUGGGGGAAAUGGUGAUGACGGUGCUGAAAAUGACUCAAGUUCUAGUUCUGACGACUGGCAGGACGAAGAUGAUUUGCGGAAUUAUGCUCGACGUAAACACAUUGGCAACAUGGAGGAUAUGAAAAGUACGACCACUAAAUCAUCAGACAUGUUCGGUGUGGUGCCCCAUUCUGCGGAGCUCCAUCGCCCAGUCAGUUACACAGAGAUGAAACAGGAGAAAAAAGAAAAGUUACAGAAGGCUGGAGCGGCAGGCACCGUGGACAGUUACCAGCUGGAUCUGAAGGAAUUAAUACCCUUCCCACAGUCCAGUUUCUACUCCGUCAGACAAACCCAAAGCUUUGUAUCUCAUAUGCAGUGCAACAACAGAAGAACCUCGGCCUCCAAUAGUGUUUUGUCGUGGAAGGUCAAUCCCUACCCGGAACCCCCGCCUUCCGAAUACGUUACAUUUAAGAUGAAUGAGGAACGCAAAAUUGCCAAAGUAAAAGACCUCCGUGAGAAAACAGAUGCCAUUAUACAGAGAAGAAAAGAUGAAGAAUUAUUAAAGGAGUGGCGACAUGAAACAAAAAAACUACAACAAAAACGAUAUUUUGACAGUUUACGUCGUGGAACAAAAGAUUUUGUUGACCCUGUGGAGAAGGCACCUUUUGAUGUCGAUAAAAACCAUAUGAAGAUGCCUACUAAUGAAGAAAGAAUCAAACAAGAUGUCAAAAAUGCUCAUGAGCGAAUCAGACGGGCAUUGUCUCCGACCAGCAGACAGAAAAUUGAGGAUGAAAAAUCAGCUCGUAUUCGGGAAUUGGAAAGGCGUAUCAAACAGCACACCUCACAGAUGCAUGAUCGACGAAAGCAACCAAAGGGCAGUCCCCAGGAAGAAAUGGAGGCUGCUAAACGGGAACUUGACGUUGUGAAAUCACUUCAGAAAGACUUGAUGAAGCGAUACCAGGAUCUGAAGACCUGGACCACAGGCUGAGAAUCUCCAUAAAGAGCUGUCUAAAUCCCGGAAAAAGUUGGAGUACAGGUUCCGAGCAUUCACUGGUGACUUAACAUCGGGUUACACUGCCAAACGAAACAACGCGGUCCCUCAGUUACCGAACUAUUGACGUAGGCCUCUGUUGGUUACUAUGGAUUCUGUCCAGUUUCUAAACUAUUGAAGAAAAAUCGACUGGAAUUUAAUCCUUGGAUAUCAAUGACAUUGGUCAAGGUCUCCAGGUCACCUUGGAAUGGGGAGUGAACAACAAUGACGUAUUAAAAUUGGCUGUUUCUUUUGUUUAGUCGUCUACCGGUAUAUACAUGAACAAAACGGGGGCACAGAUAGACUUUAAUGUUAAUCCGCUCCAUUUAGUAAUUUUAUAAAAAUAUAUUAAAAGAAUGGCUUCUGAUUUCUCAACUUUGGCAAUUUCAAUGUAAUCUGAAUUCUAGGAGACUUGAUUAUGAAUGUUUGAAGUCUCAGAUCUGUAUCAAAGCAUAAUUUGCUUUUUGUAAAAAUGUGCACGUAAUUUAGUGUUUUGUGUAAUUAAUUUAUGAAAUAAAAAAGUAUUAGUUAUUUUUA
Molecule: messenger RNA, 2311 nt
Organism: Mizuhopecten yessoensis (Yesso scallop)
Lineage: Eukaryota; Metazoa; Mollusca; Bivalvia; Pectinida; Pectinidae
Product: leucine-rich repeat-containing protein 27-like
Exons: 12
Coding region: 131-1732 (533 amino acids)
Molecular function (GO): protein binding
Source: RefSeq, a predicted model, not a curated record